CCAUGGCGGUGCGGCUGCUGCUGGCCCGGGCGCUGCGCCUGCUGCCUCGCUGCCGCUGGGCCCCCCGCGCCGCCCGCCCCGAGCCCCGCCCCGACCCCCGGCCCGCUCCGCCGCCCCCGCUCCCGCCGGCCCGACCAUGGCUCUCCUGGCUGCCCGCUGCCUGCCGCCUUCUUUUCCUGCGUGGGCCCGCCCGCGGGUUAGCGUCCGUGGCGCGGCGAGGAGGAGGCGGCGGCGGCGGCGGAGGAGUCUGCCUGGCGCUGGCCAUGGCGCUGGGGCUGGUGGAGCCGCGGCUGGAGGAGCAGCGACGGGCAGAGUCGGCCUGUCGGCACAUCCAGACAGUGUUUGUUGGAAAGAACAAGCCCCAGAAAGAUCCCCUCAGCUCCUCCCGUUGGCAGGGCUUCAAGCUGGAGGAGUAUCUCAUUGGGCAGCCCAUUGGGAAGGGCUGCAGUGCUGCUGUCUAUGAAGCAGCCAUUCCUUUCUCUCCUGGGCAGCUGACAGGGCAGGGUAGAGGCUCAGCUGAAGAGGAACCUGUAGAGAGACAGCAACCAAAAGGAGGUUUUCCCUUGGCCAUCAAAAUGAUGUGGAACAUCUCGGCUGGUUCGUCCAGUGAAGCCAUCCUGGAUGCCAUGGGCCGGGAGCUUGUCCCAGCCACAGGCCUUGCCUUAGCUGGAGAAUAUGGAGCAGUCCCUGGCUGCAGAAAGCCUGUCCUUGGGAGGAAGAAGUUGCAGCCUCAUCCAAACAUAAUCCAGGUGAUCCGAGCCUUCACCUCCUCUGUGCCCUUGCUGCCUGGAGCCUUUGCAGACUACCCUGAUGUGCUUCCACUCAGCCUGAAUCCCAGAGGCAUUGGCCACAGCCGCACACUCUUCUUGGUGAUGAAGAACUAUCCCUGCACCCUGCGUGAAUACCUGAAGGAGAACAGUCCAGAUGUUCCUCUCUCCACCAUGAUGAUUCUCCAGCUGUUGGAAGGUGUGGACCAUCUCGUCCGGCAGGGAAUAGCGCACAGAGACCUGAAGUCUGACAACAUCCUGGUUGAAUUUGAUUCUGCUGGCUGCCCCUGGCUGGUGAUCACAGACUUUGGCUGCUGCUUGGCAGAUGACAGCAUCAGCUUGAGGCUGCCUUUCAGCAGCGCCUACGUGGACCGGGGCGGCAACGGCUGCCUCAUGGCACCCGAGGUGAUCACAGCAUCCCCAGGCCCGGGCACAGUGAUCAACUACAGCAAAGCUGACGCCUGGGCCGUGGGAGCCAUCGCCUAUGAGAUCCUGGGCCUAGCCAAUCCCUUCUAUGGCCACGGGGGCUCCUCGCUGGAGAGCAGGAGUUACCAUGAGGACCAGCUGCCCAGGCUGCCCCAGCAUGUGCCCCUGGAGGUGAAGCAAGUGAUCAAGAUGCUGCUGCUGAGGGAUCCUGACAAGAGGUUGUCUGCCAGAGUGGCUGCCAACGUGCUUCACCUCAGCCUCUGGGGGGAGAACAUUCUGGCCUCCCAGACCCUGAAACCUGACCAGAUGGUCUCCUGGCUCCUCUGCCAGUCUGCAGCUGCCUUGCUCAUGAACAGGCUGGUGGAUAAAAGCCUGGUAGAAACCAAACUGAAGAUGUGCUUCCUGGCAAACCUGGAGUAUGAAGAGCUCUGGGCAGCAAUAUUCCUCUUACUGGCCUGGAGAGGCUGAUCUGGGUGAAGACUCACCCAGGAUACAACAUGUGGUAGAUAAACAGCACUUUAAAGGCACAUAGGAACCUCUCUGUCUGCUGGCACCUCCUAGAGCUUUAGGGAACCAGACUGGGUUGAAGAGCUUGAGUUUCUCCCUAGCCAGCAUUAGUACCCACUGCUUUUCUCUCCCUGCUAGAGGAAGUCCUCUAGCUGCAUCACCCUCAUGGUGUGAGCAUCUUGCAGGUGUCUUGAGGUAACCUGGUUGGGUUUGGUCACAUUUGGGAGUUUUUCAGUGACCUCUGAGUCCUGUGUUGUGUGAAGGAAGUCCCCUUUCAGAGGAGGCACUGGCUGGCUGCUCUUCACAGGGAUUUGAACAGUAGACUUGAGAAGGCCAAGCUGACAAAGGGAUGUGCAGUCUUAAGGAAGGCAGUGAUCACCUCAGAGUGCUCUUCUGCAGCCCCAAACAGAAGUUGCCAUAAAAUAACAGCCCCAAAGCCUCUUUGAAGUGCUGCAGCAGCAGCAGCUCGCAGUGAUGCACCAUUAAAACAUCCAUCUGGUGGGACACAAAAGACUUUGAACUCAAAAGCCACUUAGAUUUGUUUCUUUCCCAUCAUAUCUGUGCAGUGACUGCUAGGAUGGGGUCCCAGGCAGCCAGGCUGUGCACAGUUAGGGAUGAUACUGCAGGGGAAGUGGGGUUGACCUGCUGGAAGAGUUCAGAGUGAUGUUCUUCAGUCUUACCCAUGUGUUCUCCCUGUUCAACAGGGGCAAUCCCUUGGUCAGGGAAGACAGGAGACAAGAAGCAGCAUGUUUAUGAAAACAUCAUUUGGUUUUUGUGUCUGUUACUGUGUUUAGAGACCUUGGGGUGUGUAGGGGGAACAUUUUUGCCUGUUGCACAGUAAACUGAAGAUUUAA
Messenger RNA from Pogoniulus pusillus (Red-fronted tinkerbird), 2554 nucleotides. RefSeq names its product PTEN induced kinase 1 (gene PINK1). NCBI's taxonomy places the organism in Eukaryota, Metazoa, Chordata, Aves, Piciformes, Lybiidae. The coding region runs from base 3 to 1661 and encodes 552 amino acids. Gene Ontology annotation, biological process: autophagy of mitochondrion; regulation of apoptotic process; positive regulation of mitochondrial fission. The transcript has 8 exons. The record is from RefSeq and is a predicted model, not a curated record. Gene Ontology annotation, molecular function: protein serine/threonine kinase activity; ATP binding. Gene Ontology annotation, cellular component: mitochondrion.